This is a messenger RNA of Eucalyptus grandis, 1599 nucleotides long. Its product is annotated as protein NUCLEAR FUSION DEFECTIVE 4. Bases 1 to 1599 code for a protein of 532 amino acids. The transcript is spliced from 3 exons. Gene Ontology annotation, cellular component: membrane. The record is from RefSeq and is a predicted model, not a curated record. Lineage: Eukaryota; Viridiplantae; Streptophyta; Magnoliopsida; Myrtales; Myrtaceae.
AUGGCGUCGAAAACAAUGCAGCAGUGGCUCAGCCUGGUCGCCAUGAUCUGGCUCCAAUCCGUGGCCGGGACGAACACCAACUUCCCCGCCUACUCGUCCCAGCUCAAGCAGAUCCUCUCCAUCUCCCAAGUCCAGCUCAACAACCUCGCCUUCGCCUCCGAUGCAGGCAAGCUCCUGGGGUGGUUGUCGGGACUUGCUGCAGUGCACCUCCCACUCUGGCUCGUCCUCCUGAUUGGGGCUUCGCUAGGGCUGGUCGGGUACGGCAUCCAGUACCUUUUCGUGGCAGGCCAGGUCGCCUCGCUCUCGUACCCUGCCGUGUUCCUCCUUACCGCCCUCGCUGGGAACAGCAUCUGCUGGAUCAACACAGUGUGCUAUGUCGUCGCAAUUCGCAACUUCCCGCUCCACCGCCAGGUCGUCGUCGGGCUGACCACCAGCUACCAGGGGCUGAGCGCCGGUGUCUACACUGAUAUAGUUUACGCUGCCUUCAACCAGCGUGGCGGCGUGGCCAGGGCUCAGGCCUACCUGUUCCUCAGCUCGGUCUUGCCAGUUGUCACGUCCCUGGUGACCGCACCUUUCGUCAGGGAUGUGAAUGCAGGCAAUCCAGGGGCAGGCAGAAAUACGCACGCCGGGUUCGUAAUGCUAUUCGUGAUAACGAUCGCGACUGGGGUCUACGCAGUGGUGAGCAGUAUGGGGUCGGUAUCGGGCUGGUUGCCGGCAGUGAACAACGCGAUGGGGAUGGGCAUAUGCCUCAUGGUCCCUGCCGUCGUGCCGCUCGCCGAGGGCCUCAAGCACUUCGUAGCCCUCACCAGAAAGAGGGUACAAGACGUGGCGAGCGAGGAAGAGAAUGGCGAACGCCGGCAAGACAAGAUUGCGGUUGGCGACCAAGAGGAGGAGGAGGAGGAGGUUACUGUGGUUGCUCCUUUCGAGGAAAUGGCAAUCAGUAUUGGUGUUAGAGAGGAGCUUGGGGCGAGAGACAUGGUUAGGCGGGUCGAGUUCUGGCUCUACUUUUUCGUGUACAUGUUGGGGGCGACCCUCGGGUUCGUGUUCCUGAACAACCUGGGGCAGAUUGCCGAGUCCCGUGGGUACUCCAAGACGUCGUCGCUGGUCGCUCUAUCGUCGGCGUUCGGGUUCUUUGGGCGGUUGAUCCCGUCUCUCUUUGAUUGCCUCUUAGCAAGAUGGAAGUACGUGGUGGCAAGACCAGCGUUGAUAGCAGGACUGAUGGCACCGAUGGUGGGGGCCUACUUCCUGCUCCUCAGCCCUGCCACGGCGGCGCUCUAUGCGAGCACAGCUGUGAUCGGCACCUGCAGCGGGGCCAUCACGUCCAUCGCCGUGGCAACCACCACCGAACUUUUCGGGACCAAGAACUUCAGCGUGAACCACAACAUAGUGAUCGCUAACAUCCCGAUUGGGUCCUUCGCCUUCGGGUAUGCCGCUGCACUGCUCUACCGCCGCCAAUCCCCCGGCGGCGGCCAAAAGUGCAUGGGGAUGGAGUGUUACAACACAACGUUCGUCGUCUGGGGGUGUCUUUGCUCGCUCGGGACUGUGCUGGCUUUGCUCUUGUAUGCACGUACUCGCAAGUUUUAUUUCAGAAGUAUAUAG